GGCUUAUUUCAGCCUUUUCUAUUUAUUUGAAACCUCUUAAGUCUCCAGACCUGUCCUGGAGACCUUGCUGAUCUCCAGCUGCCAGCAAACAAUCAUCUGAACAUCUCUUUCUCUCCAGUGACGCCUGCGUCUCUAGCGCUCGUUCGCAAACGAGCAGCCCCUCCAUCCCCCUUCUGAUGUUUUCUGAUAUGGGAACAGUCCCGCUGAGACGGGUGUGUCAGGUUUACCAUCUGUAGAAAUUGCUUAAAUUUCCUGUAGGUCUCGAAUCGCAGCUUGGAGUUUACUUUCUCUUUCCCGUCGCCUCGAAAAAAAUGGCAAUGCUUUCAGGGUUUGUCUUUGUAUUGCUGGUCCAAACUGUAAACCUUCAACUUACACCUCGAGGACCCAGGCCAAUACCGGGGCGAGGUGACAGUCCAGAGCCAACAAUACCUCCAUUCUUACCUGAGCCCACGCCAAGACCUGAAGGCUGUGAAGCAGGUAUAAUCGACUGUCCCAUCAGGGUGUACUUCACUAUCGACACCUCAGAAACCGUUGCAUUGCAGGAGCCCCCACCUGGCAGCCUGGUGGAGAGUAUCAGAGAAUUCACAAAGAUCUUUGCUGAGAGGCUGGCUGAUGAGGAGUACAGGGGCCAUAUCCAGAUCACUUGGUCCAUAGGUGGGCUGCACUUCUCCCAGACACAGGUGGUCUUCAGCCAGCUCACAACCAGAGCGAACUUCAUCAGGAAUCUCGCUUCGAUCCGAUACCUGGGCAAAGGCACCUACAUCGACUGUGCCCUCAAAAACAUGACUCACCACAUGACCCAACAUUACACAGAGACAAAGGCGGUUCUCUUCGCUGUGGUCAUCACUGAUGGCUACGUGACAGGAAAUCCAUGUUCAGGGAUCAAGGUGAUGGCAGAAAAGGCCCGGGAUCAAGGGAUCCAGAUUUUCUCAGUAGCAGCGUCCAAGGAGAUCGACGAAUUUGGAAUGAGGGAGAUAGCGAACUCUCCGUACGAGCUGUUCCGUGACGACUACAUAGCGGUGGAAAUCGUUGAUGGGAAACCAAGACUGAGCACUAAAACCAUUGAUCGUAUCGUAAAAGCAAUGAAAUACCAAGCAUAUUUACAGUGUUACAAACCAAGAUGUUUUGAGAGUCCUGGGCGCCCUGGACUAAGAGGUCCCUCAGGUCCAAAAGGCACAAAAGGAGACACAGGCCCUCCAGGGCCAAAGGGUGAAAGAGGAAGACAGGGUGAUCCUGGCAUUGAAGGUCCAAUUGGACGACCUGGUCCAAAGGGAGAGCCUGGUUUAAAGGGUGACAAGGGUGAAAUUGGAUUAACUGGAGCAAAGGGUGUUGCAGGUUCAACUGGCAAGAAUGGAACUGAUGGGCAAAAGGGGAAAAUUGGACGAAUUGGAACUCCCGGUUGUAAAGGCGAUCCAGGCGACAAGGGACCAGAUGGCUACCCAGGAGAUGUUGGGGAAACUGGACCAUUAGGUGACAAAGGAGAAAAGGGUGACAUGGGCCUUCCUGGAAAGCCAGGCCCCCCAGGCCCUAAGGGUAAUCCAGGUCUGAAGGGUGAAAGAGGAAGCCAAGGAAAUCCAGGACAGCCUGGACAAAGAGGGAGUCCGGGGAGAAAGGGUUCACCUGGGGCAAAAGGCGAACAGGGGAGGAGAGGAAACCCGGGAGUAAAAGGAGCACAAGGAAACACUGGGCCAAAAGGGACAAAGGGAGAACGAGGCCCGGAGGGAAGCAGAGGUCGGCCUGGGGAAAAUGGACUCAAGGGCGCAAAGGGCGAACUGGGACUACCGGGACCGAGGGGUCAGCCAGGAGAACCAGGCACCUCUGGACGAAAUGGCACGAUGGGAGAUCCUGGAGAUUCAGGACCAAGGGGAGACACUGGGCCACUUGGACCAAAGGGUGACAGAGGAAGGCAAGGUUUCAGCUAUCCUGGAUCAAGGGGACCGCCUGGAGACAGGGGUGCACCAGGUAGGAGAGGACCCACAGGGAGCAGAGGUGACUGUGGCGCCAAAGGAGAAUCCGGAAAUAAAGGGCCUUCAGGAGCGCCUGGUGAACCAGGCCAGUCAGGGCCGCCAGGAGAAAGAGGGCCUAGAGGGGAACGUGGACCUGAUGGGGAUUCAGGACCAGCAGGCGAUUCUGGGCUCACUGAAUGUGAUGUCAUGAACUACAUCAGAGAGACGUGUGGUUGCUGCGACUGCGAGAAGCACUGUGGAGCUAUGGACAUUGUGUUUGUAAUUGAUAGCUCAGAGAGUGUCGGGCUGACAAACUUUACCCUGGAGAAGAACUUUGUUAUCAACACCAUCAACAGGCUGGGAUCUAUGGCGCCCGAACCUACAUCAACAACUGGCACGAGAGUUGGAGUUGUACAAUACAGUCACAAUGGGACCUUUGAGAGCAUUCGUCUCGAUGACCCAAACAUAAACUCCAUGACUGCAUUCAAAACUGCAGUGAAGAAUCUGAGGUGGAUUGCUGGGGGCACCUUCACCCCCUCUGCUCUGAAGUACGCCUAUGAUAACCUCAUCAGGGACAGCAAGAGAGCCCGAUCCAAAGUGUCCGUCGUCGUGGUCACAGACGGCCGCUUUGACCCUCGAGACGACGACAAUCAGCUCACAUACCUCUGCAACGACCCUGCUGUGGUGGUGAAUGCCAUCGGGAUAGGGGACAUGUUUGACACCAGACACGACAGCGAGACUCUGGUGUCAAUCGCGUGCAACAAGAAGGACCGGGCUACUGAGAUGAGGCGCUACAGCGACUUGGUGGCUGAUGAAUUCUUAGAAAAGAUGGAAACUGUCCUCUGUCCUGAUCCAGUUAUUAAGUGCCCUGAUCUCCCCUGUACAAGUGAACUUGACUUAGCUCCUUGUGUUGAGCGGCCUGUGGAUUUGGUAUUUCUAUUGGAUGGUUCAGAGCGUCUCGGGGAGAGAAACUUCCUCCUUGUUCGUGAAUUUGUUCAGAAGGUUGCAGACAGGCUGGGACUGGCCAGGACCAGGACCGAUCGAAAGCGAGCCCGUCUGGCACUGAUGGAGUUUGGCAAGGAGUCAGACAAUCGGGUGGCCUUCCCUCUAACACAUGACCUUGCCCAGAUUGUUAACAGCUUAACAGCUUUACAGUAUCUAGAUUCUUCUUCAAGCGUGGCGCCCGGCAUCAUACACGCCAUCAACAACAUCCUGGUUAGAGGAGGCGCCCGGCAAACGAGGCCCAAUGCAGAGAUUUCAUUCGUUUUCAUUACAGAUGGCGUCACUAACAGCGACAACCUGGACGAGGCGAUCAGUGCCAUGCGUCGUCACGAGGUGGUCUCCACGGUGAUUGCCACAGGAAGUGAUGUUGAUCAAGAAGUCCUAACAAAGCUGGCUAUGGGGGACCAGCACGCCAUCUUCAAAGCAGAAAAAUUCUCAGAUUUUUUAAGGUCCAGUAUGUUUGAUCGUUUCAUCCGGUGGGUGUGUUAGAGAGAGAAUGCUCCUGUGAGCCAAUACUGGUGCUACAGCUGUUCAUCCAGCGUUUUCAAGGAUAAUUAAAAUUUAUUUCAACCUGAUAGUAUUUUACAUUAAUGUGGCUGUUGUGGCUCUAUUGAGGAAAGCAUCCUACAGUGAAACAAGACUGUGCUCUCUGCAGCUUUAUACUGGGUCAUAGUGCAGUCCUUUAUUUUACCCUCUGAGGAUAUCUCAGAUAUCUCUGAGAAUAUUCCCCAUCUUUGACACCAUGCAGAGCCAAGAGCCAAGUUCAUCCUCCACUUCGUUUAACACCUCACAUCUGUACUAAAGUUUAAAUAAAAACAAACCUGUGACAUGAUUUUGUUUUAACAGUUUGUAGAAAAUCAUCCCAACACUUUCAUUUUUGGAUGCAGAUGCAAUUAGCAACACGUCCACUCCAGGCAGCUAAAUUCAAAAGCUUAGGUCAGAUGUUAAAGCAAAAGUUAAAAGACUACAUUUUCUGGAUAACCUCAGGAGCUUGCGCUUGUUUCCUCGAUAAAUUGGUUUUAUGUGACAGCUUGUAGAGCUGCAAUGGCCAAAUUGAUGGGGGAAAUACACAAGGUUGAAAUAAACUAGAUUUCUUCUUUAACCCAUAGACAGUAUAUAAAAGACAAACACAGGCACCCACUGUGUUUGAAAAGUGAAGCCAUGUGCCAUACAACUGAGGGUCUCUAGGUGCUGCCUGUGAACGUCGUUCUGUCAGUGAUUAAAGUAAUUCAUUGGCAGCUGCAGCUCAAGCAGAAUUUAUGGUCCUGCAGUGGUGAUGCGUUCAUUGUCCGGUGGCAAUCCAAGGAUGGCCCGUCUGCCUGUUGCCAGAUGGAGGCAAUGUGAAAAUAUGUGGUACAGCAGUCUGUGGGUCACUCUAGCUUGUGCUGCUGUUGGUACAUCAGCCAGCAGUGGAGAAAAGCGAAUUUAUAACAUACAAAGAGCUGAAGUGAAAAUGAGUGUUAAAAACAAUGAAAACUGUCCAAUGUCUGUGCUUUUCAUGUUGUAUCCUUUUCAUCUUUGAAGUUUUUUUAAUGGUUUUCCUGAACUCGCUGAACUCCGCUAGCAGUCCCUGCUCUAUUCUGGCCCACUUGUCUAUGAAUCAACAUUCGGCAGACGCUUGCAUCAUCUGCUUCUAGACACAUGCAGUCAGAAUGUUGGGAGGACUGCACUGGAGUGCGUCUGGGGUGGGUGAAAAAGAAACGUGUACACAGACGGACACAUUUACAGGACCAUAAAUUACACUUCAGGGUGUACAGGAGACACAAAAACUGCCCAAGAUGUGUUGCGGGUGUAUCUAUGAUACAGAUACUGCCUUGUGUAACUCACUUUAAGAAAGACUAGACUUUUUCAAUAUACGCUAUAUUACCAAAAGUAUUCACUCACCCAUCCAAAUCAUUGCAUUCCGGUGUUUCAAUCACUUCCAUGGCCACGGGUGUAUAAUAUCAACUACCUCCAUAUGCACUGUUUCUGCAAACUUUUAUGAAAGAAAGCUCUCAGGACAUCAGUGAAUUUGUGGUACUGUGAUAGGAUGUCACCUGUGCAACAAGUCCAGUUAUGAAAUUUCCUCGCUACUAAAUAUUUCAUAGUCAACUGUUAGUCGUAUUAUAGCAAAGUGAAAGCAAGCACUAAUGACAGGAACCCAGCCAUGAAGUGGUAGGCCACAAAGUCACAGAGCAGGGUUAACGGCUGCUGAGGGGCGAUCGUGGCUCAAGAGUUGGCAGUUUGUCUUGUAAUCGGAAGGUUGCUGGUUCGAGCCCCGGCUCCGAGAGUCUCGGUCGUUGUGUCCUUGGGCAAGACACUUCACCCGUUGCCUACUGGUGGUGUUCAGAGGGCCCAGUGACGCCGGCAGUGUCCGGCAGCCUCGCCUGUCAGUGCGCCUCAGGGGAGCUGUGGCUACAAUGUAGCUUGCCAUCACCAGUGUGUGAAUGGGUGGAUGACUGAAUGUAGUGUAAAGCGCUUUGGGGUCCAUAGGGACUAAGUAAAGCGCUAUACAAAUACAGGCCAUUUACCAUUUAGUAUGCAGAGGUCACCAACUUCCUGCAGAGCCAAUUGCUAAAGACUUCCAAACUACAUGUAGCCUUCAGAUUAGCUCAACAACAGUCUACAGAGAGCUUCAUGGUUUCCAACCCCAACGCAAAGUGUCAGUGUUGUUUUUCAGGAUUUGGGCUUUGCCCCUUACCCUCUUAAUGCGUCAACACAAAACACAACAAGACAUUAUGGACAAUUUAUAGGGACAGUUUAGGUUAGACCUGUUCCAACACAAGUGGGCACCAGCACACAAAGCAAGGUCCACAAAGACAUGGAUAAGCGAGUUGGUGUGGAAAAACUCAAAUGGCCGGCUGCACAGUCCUGACCUCAGACUGUGGGCCAAACCUUCUCGUCCAACAUCAGUGCCUGACCUCACAAAUGCGCUUCUAGAAGAAUGGUCAAAACUACUCAUAAACACACUCCUAAACCUUCCCAGAAGAGUUGAAGUUGUUACAGGUGCUCAGGGUAGGCUGACAAUAAUAAACCCUGUGCAUUAAUGGGAUGUCACUCAAGUUCAUAUGCAUGUGAAGGCAGACGAGUGAAUAGUUUUGGUAUAUAGUGUAUAUGGGUAAGUGGGACAAAACUUUUUCCAUUUUGAACCAUUGUCAGCAUACUCAUGGCCCUAAUUAAAUUGGUAUUCCUGCCUCAGAAAAAGUUUUUUUUCUCCAAGACUUUCUCACGUUUCACCCUUUUUUCCCCAAAUAUGGUCACUUCUGGCUCCAAAGUGCUAAAGUCAAGGAUUCAAAAUAGUGAUCCACAAACCAAAGGGUGGCAUUAUGGUGACAACGUUCUCUUUUUUUAUACAGUCUAUGCUUUAAACACAAAACUGGUUUAGUCUGCUAUGCACUGUAUAAUUUGCAAAUGAUGUCACAGCAUUGUGCUUUGCUACAUCUUGUCAGAAGAUCAAUCAGUAUUUUCAUACACAAAAAUAUAAUACAAGUCAUGCACUCUUAAUCAACCAUAAGGCUUUUAAUGAUUUUUCAUAAUAAACCGUCAGUUUGUUGGGCACUGCA
Messenger RNA from Oreochromis aureus, 6490 nucleotides. Its product is annotated as collagen alpha-2(VI) chain-like. The transcript is spliced from 28 exons. Lineage: Eukaryota; Metazoa; Chordata; Actinopteri; Cichliformes; Cichlidae. The coding region runs from base 312 to 3437 and encodes 1041 amino acids. The record is from RefSeq and is a predicted model, not a curated record.